Messenger RNA from Sphenostylis stenocarpa, 603 nucleotides. The record is from the annotation of a GenBank genome assembly. Lineage: Eukaryota; Viridiplantae; Streptophyta; Magnoliopsida; Fabales; Fabaceae.
AUGAACAAUGUUAUUGCCUCUUCCUCUUCAGAAGUUGCACCGGCCCUAGAAGGAGAAAGGAAAGACACUUCAACUCUGGGCCAAGGUCUUCACAUUACUAUGGUCAAAUUCCAACAACUAAUGAGUCUUCUGAACAAAGCUUCUAGAUCUGAUGGGGAAAACUCAAAAAUCCCUUCAAGGGUUAAUCUCUCUCACUCAAGCCCAAACCAAUCUCAUAACUCCGUUUUGGCUGACUUGGGAGUCAAGAAAACCUUACAAAUACCCCAUUACUGCUCCUGCAAUCUGGUUUGCAAGGAGUUAAACCAUUAUUCAUGUCACAACAUCAAUCAAAUCCACUUCAUGCUUAGAUCAGCAUCAACAGAGAAUUCAGCUUUUCGGUUUCAUUCGUUCAAGACAAACAAAAAGUUUACCCUUUUGAUAGAAUUUUGGAUCCAUCACUGCAUGCACCGCUGUCAGUUGAAUCCAUAUCUGAAUUUGACUGUGAUUGAGCACGAGGCUGAGCUUGCAGUGGCUACUUGGCUGCACAGUUCCACGCCUACUCUUGGUAGAGACAGUGCCGUCGUGCUAUUUGCCACCACUACCACCCUACGACCCUGCCCCUAA